This is a messenger RNA of Phycomyces blakesleeanus NRRL 1555(-), 996 nucleotides long. RefSeq lists its product as hypothetical. The transcript has 6 exons. The record is from RefSeq and is a predicted model, not a curated record. NCBI's taxonomy places the organism in Eukaryota, Fungi, Mucoromycota, Mucoromycetes, Mucorales, Phycomycetaceae. Gene Ontology annotation, cellular component: cytoplasm. Bases 1 to 996 code for a protein of 331 amino acids.
AUGGCUCACCUCAGAGAACUCGGCAAGACUGGUGUAUUGGUGUCUUCUAUUGGACUUGGUUGCAUGGGAAUGAGUGAGUUUUAUGGCCCUACAAACGAUGAAGAGAAUAUCAAGACACUUGAGCGUUCAAUCGAGAUAGGAUCAACAUUCUGGGAUACUGCCGAUAUGUACGGAAUCGACUCUCACAACGAGCGUCUACUAUCUCAUGUAUUAAAAACCCAGAGAGACAAGAUCUUCUUGGCUACGAAGUUUGGCCACAUUCGUACUAAGGAUGGAGAAUUUACUGGCAUAAGUGGCUCGCCUGAGCACGUCAGAGAAGCAUUUGAGAAAAGUCAAAAGAGACUUGGUGUUGAUGUGAUCGAUCUGUAUUAUCAGCAUCGCGUGGAUCCUAAUACUCCUAUUGAAGAUACCGUCGGAGCAAUGGCUGAACUUGUCAGGGAGGGCCGUGUUCGUUUCCUUGGCCUAUCUGAAUGUUCUGCAGCCACCCUUCGUCGUGCUCACAAGGUGCAUCCAAUCGCCGCUAUUCAAGUUGAAUACUCCCCUUGGUCUUUGGAUAUCGAAAAUAAUGGAUUGCUUGAUACAGCUCGUGAAUUAGGUGUAUCUGUUGUUGCCUAUUCUCCUCUUGGUCGUGGUUUCUUGACUGGUGCUAUCAAAAGUCUUGAUGACCUUGACAUAACCGAUUUUAGACGCGCAUUCCCUCGCUUCUCUCCUGAGAACUUUGGUAAAAACCUUGAGUUGGUUGAUGGAAUUACUAAGCUUGCUACCAAGAAGGGUGUUGCUCCCAGUCAAUAUGUGCUAGCAUGGAUCCUUGCUCAAGGUCCCGAAUUUAUUGUCAUUCCUGGCACUAAAAAAAUCAAGUAUCUCGAGGAAAAUUUCAAGGCUGGAGGCAUCGUGCUGUCAAAAGAAGAGUUGGCUGAGAUGAGACAUUUAAUUGACAAUGCUGAUACUGCAGGAAAACGAUAUCUUCCUCAACACCUUAAAACUGUGAAUAUUUAG